GAGAAGUUGGACCAAAGAGGAUUAACUUGGUACCACUCUGCAUUGCACCUUCAACAGACCCCACAUUUGAUCGUGUUUUGGCGCCACACCGGCCCAAGAGUGUCGAGGUACCACAAUUUUCUCCCUCGACGCCUCAAUAAUUCAGUAAAAAAUGUCGAAAAAAGAUGUCAAGCCAGUGAACACUUUAUUCAACUACUUUAAGUCUCCAAAAAACACAACACCACAAGCUGAGAAGACGACACCGAAGCAGAAACCCGAGCCAACGACUCCAGUACGUGCCCCCAAGGGUCGAGUAGUUUCGGGGAAAGGAAAAGGCAAGGAAAACAAGGAUGAACCAAAGUCCACCAGCAAAAAGCGACCUCUGAAAGCUAGAACACCUGACCUCGAUGAUGAGGAAGAGGUGAAGAAGAAGAAGAAGAAGGAGGAAGAAGAUGACGAGGAUGAGGUUACUGCUAAGCCCAAGCGCAGGAGAAUCAUCAUUCCAGAAGAUGACUCUGAGGAUGGAGGGGAUGACAGUGAUGACUAUGUGCCUGAAGGAUCUGAGGAAGAUUCUGAGUCUGACGACAGCACUGAUGGCGUCACUGAGGGCUCGUUUGCCACAGAAACAGAAACUGAUGAUGAAACUCCAAAGAAAAAGCAAAAAUUGUCAAGUGAGAAAUCAAAGGGAGGAAACUGGAGGUCGAAGAAACCUGUAGUAAAGGUCACAUCAAAGGAUGAGUCCUUCCAGCUGCAAAAGACGCCGUCAGUGACAGGUCCCACAUCAGGCGGUGACUGCUGGCCGCACCUGAAGCUCGACUUCCUGAAGCCCGAAAAUCGUCGGGACAAGAAUCGUCGUCGUCCCACCGACCAGAACUACGAUCCUCGCACGCUCUACGUUCCUGAGGACUUCCUGAACAAGCAGACCCCAGCGAUGCGUCAAUGGUGGAUCCUAAAAUCCGAACACUUCGACUGUAUCCUAUUCUUUAAAGUUGGUAAAUUCUACGAGCUCUACCACAUGGACGCAGUGACCGGUGCCAACGAGCUGGGUAUCGCGUACAUGAAGGGCGAAUGGGCCCACUCAGGUUUCCCCGAAAUAGCCUACGGUCGUUUCUCCGGCCUUCUCGUAGAGAAGGGCCUGAAGGUGGCGAGAAUCGAGCAGACAGAAAACCCUGAGAUGAUGCAGGAGCGAGUGAAGAAAACCCCGAAAUCCACGAAAUUCGAUAAAGUUGUAAAACGAGAAAUUUGUCAGAUAUCAACACUAGGGACUCGAGUCUGUUCAGUCCAAGAUCCUGAGAUCAUGUCACCUGAGAGCAAUUACCUUCUCUCCCUGGUCGAGAAGACAGACCUGAAAACAAAACUUCCCAAAUUCGGUGUCUGUUUUAUCGACACAAGUAUCGGUGAGUUUCACCUGGGGGAGUUCGACGACGAUCGUUCCCACUCGCGCCUUCUGACGCUUCUCUCUCACUAUCUGCCAGUCCACGUGGUGUACGAGAAGGGGAAGCUGUCUCAGGAGACCAUGAAGAUCAUCAACACAUUAUUGUCGUCGGCCCUGAAGGAGCCCCUCCAGAAGGACGUGCAGUUCUGGUCAGCCUCGAAGACUCUAAAGUUCCUGCACGAGGGAGACUACUUUAAGAAUGAAACAGGGUCAGAUUUUCAGUGGCCUGAGGGCCUUAAGCCCUUCCUCAAUCCCGGGGACUCCCUGGGGCUCACCCCGGAUGAGGAUAAAGAACUGGCUGUGAAUGCUCUUGGGGGAUGUGUCUACAUACUGAAGGAUUUCAUGCUGGAUCAACAGAUCCUGGGGCAGAAACACUUUCAGGAGUACGUUUCCCCAGAUAUUGUCUUGUCGAAGAAUAAAAUGGAGGAGGGAACUAUAACUGUCAGCACAAUGGUGUUGGAUGCUAUCACCAUUAAUAAUUUGAGAAUUCUGGGAGACGAUGGAUCAUUACUGAAGACAUUAGAUCAUUGCUGCACAGCUUUUGGGAAGAGAUUGUUGAAGGAGUGGAUCUGUCGUCCCUCUUGUCGUAAAAACAUCAUCGUGAGUCGUCAGCAGGCUAUCACCGAACUUGUGGACAAUCCAGAUGUCAUGCAGGAGGCUAGAAAAUGCAUGAGCCAGCUACCAGAUAUGGAGAGACUUUUGAGUAAAAUUCACACUCAUGGCAGUGCCCAGAAGUUGAAGAAUCAUCCUGAUGGAAGAGCUUUCAUGUUUGAGUCACAGACGUACUCAAAAAAAAAGAUUUUAGACUUUACCACAGCUCUCGAUGGUUUCCAAAGCUCCAUGAAGAUUGCCUCCAUGUUCGAGGACUUUCAAAGUUAUCUGUUAAAAAGAACGCUGAGAAAAGAUCCUGGGGGAGAAUUUCCGGAUCUCCAGGAGACACUUGACUACUUCAAAACAGCUUUUGAUCACGAGGAAGCUAAGAAAGAGGGGAAUAUCGUACCGAAGCAAGGCGUGGAUGCUGAAUACGACGAGGUACUUGAGGAGCUCAGCACGAUAAAAAAUGAGAGUAAUUCUUAUCUUAAACAGCAGGAGAAACAUUUUGGUGGAAAAGUGACCUUCGCGGGAAAUGAUAAAAAGAGAUUUCAGCUGGAGGUACCUGAAGGCCGGGCCAAACACGCAGAUUCUUCUUACGAACUCCAGGGCCAGAGGAAGGGCUUCAAGAAGUACUACACCAGUGAGUGCAGAGAAUUUCUGGAGAGGCAGAUGAAGGCCGAGGAGCAGAGGGAUAAAAUCCUGAAGGACCUUAGCAGAAGAAUAUUUGCGAAAUUCAGUGAAAAGUACGAUCUGUGGAGCUCAGCAAUCUUCAAGAUUGCAACGCUCGAUGUACUGAUUUCAUUCGCUGAAUACGCCAGAAGUGCAGAGACAUGUGUUCCUGAGAUCAAUGAUGAUGAUGAGGAUGUGUCGACGAUCAUCAAGGAGGGGAAACAUCCAUGUAUUUCUUCGGAUAAUUUUGUGCCUAAUGACACCAGCAUUUCCGCGGAGGGUAAUGCAAGUCUCAUGAUUCUCACUGGUCCCAAUAUGGGGGGUAAAUCCACUCUCAUGAGACAGGUCGGACUGAUCACAGUGAUGGCUCAGAUUGGGAGUUAUGUACCGGCUGCUGAGUGCAAGCUCAGUCUCGUUGACAGGAUUUUCACGCGACUGGGGGCUAGCGAUGAUAUUUUGACUGGGAGGAGCACAUUUUUGAUUGAACUUAGUGAAACAGCGAUGAUUCUUCAGCAUGCCACCACCAAAUCGCUUGUACUGCUGGAUGAAUUGGGCAGGGGAACAUCAACUUACGAUGGAACUGCUAUUGCUGCUGCUGUUGUCAAUGCUCUGACGAAGCUCAAGUGCAGGACACUUUUCUCAACUCAUUAUCACUCGCUGGUGGAGGACUUUGAGAAGAAUGAGAAUGUCUCGUUGGGACACAUGGCUUGCGAGGUGGAGACUGAGGAGGAGGAGGGAAUCUCGGAGGAGACGGUGACGUUUCUUUAUAAAUUGGUGGAGGGAGCGUGUCCCAAGUCUCAUGGAUUCAAUGCUGCUAGGCUGGCUGGAAUUCCUGCGAGCAUCACCAGAAGGGCUAGGGAGAUUGCAGGGAGAUUUGAAAAGGAAGCGAAUCAGAGACAAAUAUUUACUAGUCUUUGCAAGGGAGGGAAUGGAGUUAAUGAGAUUAUUAAGAAGCUUAAGAGCAGUCUUGUUGUUUGAAUAACGAGACCUUUUUUCUAAAUUAUUUUGAAAUUUGGUCCAGGAUUGUUAGGGUAAUAUUUCAUUUUUGGAAGAAAAUUCAAAGUGAAUGAUUGAAGAGAAAAUAUUGAACGUAAUUUUUCUCAUUAAAUUGUGCGAAGGUUCUAGGUGGUCAUUACACAAUUGAGUAAUUUUCCUUAUGUUUUUUUUUGCAUUUUCUUUUGUAUUUUGUUAGUGUAGACCUUGUACUUUCUGAGAAUUUCCAUAAUGCGCAGGACGCGACCAUUUCCCAUUAUGAGUAUCAUUCAUCGUUUGUGUGACCUUCUGAAUUCAAUAUGAUUGGCAGUUCCAAUCGGAAGUUCUGGAGGAACUUGACUGAGCCAUUAAUAGCUGUUCUCUGUUUCGUUACGUUUAUUAGAUAAUUCCUUGAAAUCGUCAGUAUUUUUUUGUAUUGUUACCAACAUUCUUUAUGUAAUAAAUAUUAUUCAGGUACAUUUUUUAAUAAAAUUUUGGAUAAAUACUCUAA
Messenger RNA from Diachasmimorpha longicaudata, 4160 nucleotides. It is a transcript of the gene Msh6, whose product is annotated as probable DNA mismatch repair protein Msh6. Gene Ontology annotation, biological process: mismatch repair. Bases 152 to 3655 code for a protein of 1167 amino acids. The transcript has 5 exons. Gene Ontology annotation, cellular component: nucleus; MutSalpha complex. NCBI's taxonomy places the organism in Eukaryota, Metazoa, Arthropoda, Insecta, Hymenoptera, Braconidae. Gene Ontology annotation, molecular function: ATP-dependent DNA damage sensor activity; mismatched DNA binding; ATP binding. The record is from RefSeq and is a predicted model, not a curated record.